Metopolophium dirhodum (rose-grain aphid) is the source of this 2317-nucleotide messenger RNA. RefSeq lists its product as uncharacterized. Lineage: Eukaryota; Metazoa; Arthropoda; Insecta; Hemiptera; Aphididae. The coding region runs from base 47 to 2005 and encodes 652 amino acids. The record is from RefSeq and is a predicted model, not a curated record. The transcript has 9 exons.
UGAGUUUUCCAGUUUUUAUUUCGAUUUUACAUUAAACAUUUUAAUUAUGUUUCAAUGCGAUAAGUGUCCAUCGAAAUUUAACCGGAAGGACAAUUUAAACAGGCAUAUAAAAAAGCAUGACGGCUUACGUUUUACAUGCUCUGUAUGUGCUAAAACAUUAAGUGAUAAAUCUCAUCUUAACAGACAUUUGAAAAAUAUUCAUGGUGUGUAUAUUUAUUUUUCUAAUCAUUCAAUAUUAUUUUAUAUCUUAUAUUUUUUCCAAGGUAUCGUUAAUGCACCACUGCAUCUCAAUACUCCGAAGAUUAUUCAACCCGUACAACAAGGCGUUAUACAGAUUGCUCCGCAAAUUUUCGUGCCAGAUACUCCAGCUGGCGCUUCGAAUACAUCGGUUGCUCCGCAGAUUUUCAUACAUGAUACACCAACCGGUACUUCGAAUAGAUCGGACGUAGAUUCUCUAUCCGAUAAUAUUUGUAUGGCUGUGUUGGAUGAAUACGAAAACCGAGACUUACUGGAUGGUAUAACAGGUCAAAAGUUGCAGUUGCUGAUUGAUUAUGACAUGUUGUUAAUGUUUGAAAAUGGUAUUCGUGGUGGAUUGGUACAGGCAAGCAUGAGGCACGCGAAGGCGAAUAAUAUAAAGACCCCAGACUAUGACAAGACUAAGGAUAAAUCGUGGUUGAUAUAUCAGGACUGUAAUAAUCUCUAUGGUUGGGCUAUGAGUGAGUACAUGCCAUACGGCGACUUCGACUGGGUUGAAUCCAACUUGAACGGAUUGAGUGAGAUGUCACCAACGUCAGAUAAGGGGCGAGUAUACGAAGUCGACGUCUCAUACCCACAACACCUACACGAUCAUCAUAACGACCUACCUUUCCUACCACAAAAUGGUAUACCACCAGGCUCGAAGGUAAAAAAAUUGAUGGCAACGUUUCAACAGAAGAGGAAUUAUAUUGUUCAUUAUAGGAACCUCCAGCAGGCAAUUGAAAAUGGGUUGAUAGUUGAUAAAGUGCAUAGAGUUUUAGAGUUCAGUCAGUCUGCAUGGUUGGCAGAUUACAUUAACUUAAACACUGAGAUGAGGAAGAAGGCAAAGAAUGACUUUGAGAAAGACUUUUUCAAAUUAAUGAAUAACGCGGUAUUUGGGAAGACUAUGCAAUCGAAAAGGAAGGAAAUGAAGAUGGAGUUAGUGUCCUUUGAGAGACGACUACAAAAACUCAUUAAUAAUAUGAGAUUUAAGCAUGCGAUUAGAUAUAGCGAAAACCUGACCGCGGUCGCACUAGAAAACAAAAUAAUAAAAUUUGAUAAACCUAUAUAUAUUGGAUUUGCUGUACUUGACAUUUCCAAGACGAUGAUGUACGAUUAUCAUUAUAAUGUUAUGAAGAAACAUUAUAAUGAUAAUAUCGAACUUAUGUAUACUGAUACUGAUUCGUUGGUAUAUCUUAUUAAAACUGAGGACUUUUAUGCAGACUUGGCUGCUAAUGCUAACCUACUGGACCGGAUGGACACUGCUAACCUGCCCAGUAACCAUCCGUGUUAUGCAGCAGGAAGGAAGAAGACCCCGGGGUUCUUCUCCGAUGAGGUAAACGGAAAUGUUAUUAGCGACUUCUGUGCGUUGAGAGCAAAAUCCUACGCUUUCAACGUAUAUACUGGACCGGAGGACAGACUUGGUGGUGAAAAGAUCAAGGCGAAGGGGAUAAGAGGUCAUGUGGUUAAAAACCACAUGACUCUUGAGGAUCAUAGGAAGUGUCUGUUUGAUGAAGAAGGAGUAGAAUUGUAUAGGGAAAACAUAUCAAUAUGGUCAUUCAACCACCAACUAAUGACGAUUAAGACCAAGAAGCUGACCUAUAACAGCUAUGACGACAAGAGGGUGGUGCUAAAAGAUAAAGUGCACAUAUUAGCGCAUGGCCAUUAUAGUAUAGAGGAAGAUGAUUGGCCUGAAUUAGAUGAAGAAGGACAGAACUGGAACGAGGGAGAGAAAGGUUUAAUGAGGGGCCUUCUACACUGCAUAACAUAAUUUAUAACCUAUAUAUAUAUUUUUUUAAAUAGUUUUAUUGUAAAUAUUAUCAUGUUAUAUAAUUAUACUUGAGAUAGAUUAAUCUAUAUAUUUUUGUAAAUGCAAUACAUAAAAUUGAUAUUAUUGUAAAUAAUAUGUAUGUUUUAUUAGUUUUAAGUUAGAUUAAUAUAUUUCUUGUAAAUAUACAUACCAUUGUAUAUAUAUUUUUGUAAAUGCAACACAUAAAAUUGAAAUUAUUGUAAUUAAUGUGUAACAGUAUGUUUUUAAGUUAGAUUAGGGUAUAAACUUGUAGUUUUUUCAUGUUUAUAAUGU